AUGUAUUUUGGGUGUUUAGCUGUUUUAUGGCUGUUUGUGCUGCAAGAAACUCUAAUAUUCGCCGCGGGUGGGAGCGACGUUUUGGAGUUUGGAGACGCGGAUUUUGAGCGAAGAGUAGCCGAGCAUGACACACUGCUGGUGGAGUUCUUCGCUCCGUGGUGUGGUCACUGUAAGAGGUUAGCGCCCGAAUACGAAGCUGCCGCCACUAGGCUAAAGGCCGCGGUGCCCCUGGUGAAGGUGGACUGCACUGCCAACUCUGAGACCUGUGAGAAGUUUGGGGUGAACGGAUAUCCUACUCUGAAGAUCUUUCGGAAUGGAGAGGAGGCGUCUUCGUACGAGGGUCCCCAUACAGCAGAUGGCAUUGUGAGUUAUAUGAAGAAGCAGGCUGGCCCGAGCUCUCUGGCAUUACACGCUGAAGCCGAUUUGGACUCUUUCAUAGACAGUUUUGAUGCCAGUGUGGUGGGCUUCUUCUCCGGAGCCGACAGUCCGCAGCUUGCCGAGUUCCUGAAGGUCUCCGGGGCGCUGAGGGAACGCUAUCGAUUUGCCCACACUACUGGGUUUGGAGUCGGAUUAAAACACAAUGUGGACAAAGAAUUAGUCCUGCUGUUUCGACCCCCGCACCUGAACAGCAUGUUCGAGCAGAGUGUGGUGAGGUUUACUGAUACCUUCUCGACGUCCUCGCUGCGUACGUUCAUCAGUGAAAACGUUUUUGGCCUCUGCCCUCAUCUAAACUCUGAGAACAGAGACGGUCUGAGGGCGAAAGAUCUGCUCAUAACCUAUUUCGGCGUCGAUUACGCGCGCAAUGCGAAGGGGACGAAUUACUGGCGGAACAGGGUCAUGAAGGUGGCGACUCAGUUCCAGUCCCGUGGCCUGAGCUUCGCCGUGGCGGACCGGGAGGAGUUUCAGGACGAGCUGGAGGAGGAUUUCGGACUGACGCCGUCUGAUAAAGGAGAGCUGCCUGUUGUCAUCAUCAGGACCACAGCGGGACAUAAGUACAUCAUGCACGAGGAGUUCACGAGGGAUGGUAAAUCUCUGGGAAGAUUCCUGGACGAUUACUUUGCCAAUCGGUUAAAACGAUACAUCAAGUCCGAGCCCGUCCCGCAGUCCAACAGCGGUCCGGUCAAGGUUGUGGUGGCUGAAACCUUCGAUGAGAUUGUAAACGAUCCGGAUAAAGACGUGCUGGUGGAGUUUUACGCUCCGUGGUGUGGUCACUGUAAAAAUCUGGAGCCCAAAUAUGCUGAGCUUGGAGAGAAGCUGUCUGGUGAUUCCAACAUUGUCAUUGCUAAAAUGGACGCCACUGCCAACGACGUUCCUCCGGAUUAUGACGUACAAGGCUUCCCGACUAUUUACUUUGUACCUGCUGGACAAAAAGACCAGCCACGGCGAUACGACGGUGGACGUGAGGUUAACGACUUCAUCAGCUACCUGAAGCAGGAGGCGACAAACCCUCUGGUUCUUGGCACUCCAAGGGACGACCUGUAAAUCUGACAUCGUCUAAAAAAAAAACGACAGGGAAGAGGAAAGUCCCGAGCGUGGAGCUAUAAGCUAAUAAUGUUUGAGCUGUGGUCCUUUGUGUAAAAAAUAAAUAAUAUUAGGAUGUACUGAA
This is a messenger RNA of Trichomycterus rosablanca, 1606 nucleotides long. It is a transcript of the gene pdia7, whose product is annotated as protein disulfide isomerase family A, member 7. Gene Ontology annotation, biological process: response to endoplasmic reticulum stress; protein folding. The record is from RefSeq and is a predicted model, not a curated record. Gene Ontology annotation, cellular component: endoplasmic reticulum; cell surface. Lineage: Eukaryota; Metazoa; Chordata; Actinopteri; Siluriformes; Trichomycteridae. Gene Ontology annotation, molecular function: protein disulfide isomerase activity. The transcript is spliced from 13 exons. Bases 1 to 1482 code for a protein of 493 amino acids.